GCGGCGGCGUGAGGCUGACGACGGUAGGAGCGGCUUGACAGGCGCGCGAGCCUCCCCGGACCCCCUUCCCGCCCGCUCGGAAACUGUUGUGCUGAAAGGAAGAAUUAACUGGUCUUUCAACUUCAGCCUUUUUAUUGUGAGAGGGGAGAUCACAGAAGUGUUACCAUGGGGAGAACAGCAGCUAAAGAGCAGUUUAAUUGGGAUGAUUAUCUGAAAGAGACUGAAACAGUAGCUGCCCCUCUGCAUUGUUUCAGACAGUCUAGAAUUCCACCUACGAACGAUUUCAAAGUUGGGAUGAAACUGGAAGCCCGUGAUCCUCGCAAUGUUACCUCAGUUUGUAUAGCUACAGUAAUUGGAAUCACUGGUGCCAGGCUGAGGUUGCGGCUGGAUGGAAGUGACAACAAAAAUGAUUUUUGGAGGCUUGUGGAUUCCUCAGACAUACAGCCCAUCGGAACCUGUGAAAAGAAAGGGGGCAUGCUCCAGCCUCCACUUGGGUUCCAGAUGAAUGCAUCUUCUUGGCCAAUGUUUCUCUUAAGAACUCUCAAUGGAGCUGAAAUGGCACCUGCAACAUUCUUUAAGAAGGAACCACCAAAACCUGUACCAAACUGCUUUAAAGUUGGAAUGAAACUUGAAGCUAUAGAUAGAAAGAACCCAUACUUGAUUUGCCCAGCAACCAUAGGAGAUGUUAAAGGAGAUGAAGUUUUUGUUACAUUUGAUGGCUGGAGAGGAGCAUUUGACUAUUGGUGCAGAUGUGAUUCUCGAGAUAUUUUCCCAGUUGGAUGGUGUAGCUUGACAGGAGAUGCAUUACAACCACCAGGGAACAAUGUUUCCAUUACAAAGAGCAGUGCAAAAAUCCAAUCUUCCCCUUCCAAAGUGACCCGGCGUUCAAUGCAGUCUCCACAGAAAUCUGCUCCGGUACCAGCGCAACGGGGCAGGAAACCAGGUCGGGGCAAACCCCCUGGACAGUCUGCAGUUCCCAAGAAGGGCAGGUCUCCUAAAAAUAUUCCCCUGACAAAAAGCAUCUCUCAUACUGAAAAUCUUAAAACAAGGAAAAAAAGUUUAAAACCUGGAAAAAAGAAAAAAAUCUUGCCAGAACAACUGACUCCUGCAUCUCCUUCUCCUCAUUCUUCUCCUGAGAGGGAUGGUGGCACUACACAGAUACUUAAAGAUGGAGUUAGUUUGUCUGGUGCAACUGCAGCAGUUAUAUCCACAGUGUGUGUUUAUGUUAACAAGCAUGGAAAUUCUGGGCCUCACCUGGAUAAGAAGAAGGUUCAGCAGCUUCCAGAUCACUUUGGACCAGGUCCUGUCAACGUGGUACUUCAGCAGGCAGUACAGGCUUGCGUGGAUUGUGCCUAUCAAUCCAAAACAGUCUUUGGAUUUCUGAAAUCUGGCCAUCACGGAGGGGAAAUGAUAACUGCUUCUUUUGAUGGGGAAAAGCAUGCCAUCAAUCUCCCUUCUGUAAACAGUGCAUCGUUUGUCCUGCGCUUCUUGGAGAAACUCUGCCACAGCCUGCAGUGUGAUAAUCUCUUUAGUAGCCAGCCCUUCAGCCCUUACAUGGGAUGUGCACAUAGUCCUAUGGAGUAUGACAGGAACAAACCAGCGAAGGAAGAAAUGCCUGAAAACAGGAUUGCUAAACGAUACUCUCAGGACUCUCCACCAUACACUGCUCCUCUUUCCCCUAAGCUUCCCAGAAAUGAUGCUCAUCCAUCUGAAGCAGAAACAUUGCCUAUAGAAGAAAACAGCACUUCCAAAGAACACCGAUUUUCUGAGGACUCUCUAGAUUCUGCACAUAAUUCUGUAAAUCCUUCAAGCCCAACCUGUCGAAAUUCCACAGAAUAUUGUGCUUCAGGGAGUGCAGCAUAUUACAGAAAUUCCCAUCAGUCAGUGAAUGCUACCUCAAAUUCAACCCCAAUCCUGCGCAGGCUGUCCUUGAGCUCUGCUGGGAGCAGCGGUUACUAUGAAGUUAGUAGGAAUCGAAUACAGAGGCGGAUUGAAGCUGCAAGUUCCACAACCGGGCCAGAUUUGAAUUCACUAAAAAGGGAGCCUUCAAGAAUAUUGAAUAAGGAUCCUUCCACCUGGUCAAUAGAAGAAGUAAUGCGUUUUGUGAAAGAAGCUGAUCCACAGGCACUAGCUCCACAUGCAGAACUCUUUAGGAGACAUGAAAUCGAUGGGAAGGCACUACUCUUACUGAGGAGUGAUAUGAUAAUGAAAUAUAUGGGACUGAAGCUGGGGCCUGCCCUUAAGUUGUGCUACCACAUUGAAAGACUUAAACAAGGAAAGUACUAGCCUGUGGGGAUGCACCACAAGUUCGUGUGUUUGUUUCGCACUAAGCUCUCAGGUUCACAGCCAUCGCCUUUGGAACAGUUCUGCUGAUCUAAAUCAUCUUUAUUUUUUGAAAGUGCUCUCACAAUGUAAAUAAGGCAUUCAGGAUAAAGGGGGAAGGGAUAUAAUCUGUAUUACACUCUAGUAUUUUGUGAACUGUUUCAAAAGGUUUGCAGGGAAGGACAGUUGAUCAUACUGGGGGCAGGCGGGUCAGGUGACGGUGCUCUUCCAAUCCUGUGUUCUCUGUUACAGACUUCAGCCAAUGUGUUUGUAUUCAGAACCAAAACAGCUAAAUCCCAAAGGAAAAUAAUAAAACAAACUGGCAUCAGGUGUUAACAAUU
Messenger RNA from Melopsittacus undulatus (budgerigar), 2663 nucleotides. It is a transcript of the gene SCML2, whose product is annotated as Scm polycomb group protein like 2. Gene Ontology annotation, molecular function: chromatin binding; histone binding. Gene Ontology annotation, cellular component: nucleus. Gene Ontology annotation, biological process: negative regulation of DNA-templated transcription. The transcript has 14 exons. Lineage: Eukaryota; Metazoa; Chordata; Aves; Psittaciformes; Psittaculidae. The record is from RefSeq and is a predicted model, not a curated record. The coding region runs from base 166 to 2286 and encodes 706 amino acids.